GUCCCCCGCAAAAUUUCCCCGAAGAAGAAGUUCACCAAAAAUGGCAGCGCAGCAACAACCCGGUGGACCGAUUCCCCAAGUUGGAAUGCAGCAAGCUGCUACACUUCAACAACAGCAGUUGAGUCAACAGCAAGAUUUUGACCCUGUUCAUCGAUUCAAAAUGCUUAUUCCACAAUUAAAAGAAAGCCUCCAGAAUGUCAUGAAGAUUGCCUCUUUAAAUUUGGGACAUAAUACAUCAAUUGACAAUGGCAUAAAGAGCAGUGAUGCCAGUGUACAGCGGUUUGACAAGAGUCUGGAAGAGUUUUAUGCCCUAUGUGAUCAGCUGGAACUCUGCUUACGGCUUGCCUACGAGUGCUUAUCCCAGAGCAUUGACAGUGCCAAGCACUCUCCUAACCUGGUCCCGACAGCCACCAAGCCUGACACCGUGCAGACAGAGUCCCUGUCCUACUCACAGUACCUCAGCAUGAUCAAGUCGCAGAUCUCCUGCGCCAAAGACAUUCAUAACGCUCUAUUGGAGUGCUCUAAGAAAAUCGCAGGAAAGGGCCAGCCACCAGGAAUCCUGUAGAAAUGGGCAUUUCAUUAUAUUAUUAUUUUUCUAAAGUUAUUUGUAUUUUUUGUUGUUGUAAUGAUUGAUAAAGACAUACAAAGUUGAUUUAACUGUU
Messenger RNA from Oncorhynchus gorbuscha (pink salmon), 662 nucleotides. RefSeq names its product mediator of RNA polymerase II transcription subunit 29-like. The transcript is spliced from 4 exons. The record is from RefSeq and is a predicted model, not a curated record. NCBI's taxonomy places the organism in Eukaryota, Metazoa, Chordata, Actinopteri, Salmoniformes, Salmonidae. Gene Ontology annotation, cellular component: mediator complex. Gene Ontology annotation, molecular function: transcription coregulator activity; transcription factor binding. Gene Ontology annotation, biological process: regulation of transcription by RNA polymerase II. The coding region runs from base 41 to 565 and encodes 174 amino acids.